GCACCGGGUCCGGGAGUGCGGCUGUGCGCCUGCGCGGCACCGGGUCCGGGAGUGCGGCUGUGCGCCUGCGCGGCACCGAGUACCGGCGGGCAGUUUGAAUUUCGCUCCCGGAGCCAGGUCUCGAGAUCCUACGCUUCCGACCGAGAUUGGGUGGGGGAGGGGGCGGCGUCUCGGCGCCUCGCGACCCCACUGCGUAGGCCCUUUCCUCCCGGACCCGCACGAGGAGACGUGACUUACUGGAUAUUUACCAUUGGAUUUUGAAAGUGAACAGAAAUUUGUUUUUUGUUUUGUAAAUGUGUUUAUAUUUUUUUUCUUCAGAGGCUUAAAGGAUGGCCUCAGAUCUGGAACAGUUAUGCUCUCAUAUUAAUGAAAAGAUUGGCAAUAUUAAAAAAACUCUGUCAUUGAGAAAUUGUGGGCAAGAACCUACCUUGAAGACCAUUUUAAAUAAAAUAGGAGAUGAGAUCAUUGUAGUAAAUGAACUUCUAAAUAAAUUGGAAUUGGAAAUUCAGUAUCAAGAACAAACCAACAGCUCCCUCAAGGAACUCUUUGAAGCUCUCGAAGAAGAUUAUAAAGAUGUGGAGCAUCUCAAAGAAAACAUCCCUCCCCAUUUGCCUCAAGUAACAGUUACCCAGAAUUUUGUUAAUGGCUCAGAUCUAGACCCUGAAGAACCGGUCAAAGUUGAGGAACCUGCACCCGCAAAGAAGCCUCCCAAAGAACAAAGAAGUAUUAAAGAAAUGCCAUUUAUAACUUCUGAUGAGUUUAAUGGCAUUCCUGCGUACAUGAAAUCCCGCCUAACCUAUUGUCACAUUAAUGAUGUUAUUAGAGAAAUCAACAAGGCAGUUGUUAGUAAAUAUAAGAUCCUACAUCAGCCAAAAAAGUCUAUGAGUUCUGUGACCAGAAAUCUCUAUCACAGAUUUAUUGAUGAAGAAACGAAGGAAACCAAAGGUCAUUAUUUUGUAGUGGAAGCUGACAUAAAGGAGUUCACAGCUUUGAAAGUCGACAAGAGGUUUCAUGUGAUACUGAAUAUUUUACGACACUGCCGGAGGCUAUCAGAGGUCCGAGGGAAAGGGCUUACCCGAUAUGUUAUAACGUAAAGUCCUUGUGAGCUUUCGAACCAGCUAACAGGGUUUAGAGGCUGUUCCUAUAGUUUCCUUACAUGUAAUUUUUUAAUAUAUAAUUUUUUUAGCUUUUUCAUUUUCUUUUUUUGUUUCUUCUAAAAAUAAAACAUGUAUAUUUUAAAAUCCGCUACCUUACAGUAAGUACUUAAUCACCUACCACGUGAGCCUCUGUUCUGGGCAUCCAAUGGAAUUAAGAAAUGUUCGUAAUUAGUUUUCGUGUUCAGUGAUAGUGCUGCCAGUCCCAGUAACAGAGAUGCAGAUAAAAGCCAAAGUUCAAGAAGAGAAGAUCAAGGAUAGCAGGCUGUUUGGAAUUAAAGGUCAUUAGUGUCUAAAUUCCACCCUAUAGAUUGAUGAUAUUUCAGACUAUAGUCAGAAGUUGGAUUUGAGGGCAGCCCAUUGAUCCCUGGGUUGGGAAGAUCCCCUGGAGAAAGGAAAGGCUACCCACUCCAGUAUUCUGGCCUGGAGAAUUCCAUGGACUGUAUAGUCCAUGGGGUCGCGACGAGUCGGACACAGCUGAGCAGCUUUCACUUUGUUUGCUUUCAUCCAUGUGGUUUUCUGCCUUCCCACAUGUGGUUAAGGAACAGCUUACUUGAAAUGCAUUCAGUGUAAAUCAGUCUGUAAACAUCAACCUGUAAUGAAAGUGUAAUAAAAGUAUAUUGAGAAAAAAAAAAAAAAAAAAGUAUAUUGAGAUGAAAAAGAUGAUAAGAUGUGUGAGCAGAUUGAUAGUGGUCACGGAAAAUGGGUGGUUGGAUUGUAAGAAUUAAUGGAGUUUUACUUCCACACUUGGGGAGACUGUUAGUCUAAUCUGUGUCUUAAGGUUCUCUAGAGAAACCGAAUCAACAGGAUAUCUGUCUGUCUAUGUGAAGUGAAGUGAAAGUCGCUCAGUCAUUUCCGACUCUUUGUGACCCCAUGGACUAUACAGUUCAUGGAAUUCUCCAGGCCAGAAUACUGGAAUGGGUAGCCUUUCCCUUCCCCAGGGGAUCUUCCCAGCCCAGGAAUCGAACCCAGGUCUCCCACAUUGCAGCCGGAUUCUUUACCAGCUGAGCCACAAGGGAAGCCCAAGAAUACUGGUGUGGGUAGCCUAUCCCUUCUCCAGCAGAUCUUUCUGACCCAGGAACUGAAUCAGGGUCUCCUGCAUUGCAGGUGGGUUCUUUACCAACUGAGCUAUCAGGGAAGCCCUUAAUACUGGAGUGGGUAGCUUAUCCCUUCUCCAGUGGAUCUUCCCAACCGUGGAAUCAAACCGGGGUCUCCUGCCUGCAUUGCAGGCAGAUUCUUUACCAACUGAGCUAUCUGUGUCUGUAUCUAUCUCUCUAUCCAUCUAUCUCUAGUGGAGAUUUAUCAUGAGGAAUUGGCUCAUGUGAUCAUGGAGGCUGGGGGGCCCCCAGAUCUGCUGUCUGCUAGCUGGAGGCCCAGAAAGCCAGUGAUGUGAUUCAGUCUGAGUGUGACAGCCUGAAAAUCAGGGAAGCCAGGCCAGAGCAGAUGAAAUGAGAAAUUGCAGCUCAGCAGUGAGGCAGGAAAAUAAAAGAACACAUUCUUCCCUCCUUCCUCCACCUUUUGUUCUACUCAGAUCCUUCCUGGAUGGAUGGGCAGAUGCCCACCCCCACGGGGAGGGCAGUCUGUUUCAUUGAGUCCACUGAUCCAGUGCUCAUCUCAUCUUGAAACACGCUUAUAGACACACCUAGAAAUGAUGUUUAAUAUGGGUGCCCUGUGGCCAGUUAAUCCUCACAGCCUAUGUCUGUGCCAUCUGCUUGGCAGGCUGAUCCUUGCAGCCGAGAAAAAAGUGGCCUGGUUAACACUCACUGUGAUGACCCCAGAAUACGUUAUGGACGCUGCUUAUUUAUUGUUAUUCUUUUUUUCUCCCUGAUUUAAAUGCAGGUAUGUUUAAUUUUGACUAGACGGACCUUUGUUGGGAAAGUAAUGUCUCUGUCUAGGUUGGUCAUAAAACUUAUCUAGUCAAAGCUAUGGUUUUUCCAGUAGUCAUGUAUGUAUGUGAGAGUUGGACUAUAAAGAAAGCUGAGUGCCGAAAAAUUGAUGCUUUUGAACUGUGGUGUUGGAAAAGACCUGAGAGUCCUUUGAACUGCAAGGAGAUCCAACCAGUCCAUCCUAAAGGAAAUCAGUCCUGAAUAUUCACUGGAAGGGCUGAUACUGAAGCUGAAGCUCCAAUAUGGCCACCUGAUGCGAAGAAGUGACUCAUUGGAAAAGACCCUGAUGCUGGGAAAGGCAGGAGGAGAAGGGGAUGACAAAGGAUGAGAUGGUUGGAUGGCAUCACCGACUCGAUGGACAGGAGUUUGAGCAAGCUCCAGGAGGUGGUGAUGGACAGGGAAGGCUGGCGUGCUGCAGUCCAUGGGGUCACAAAGAGUCGGAUACAACUGAGUGAUUAGAACAUCAUUUUCAAGCAAAAUGACAGGCUUGUUCUACUUACUUACUUUUGAAAAUAACAUUUUGUUAAAAUCCGGUUUUGAAAGGA
Dama dama (fallow deer) is the source of this 3585-nucleotide messenger RNA. RefSeq names its product spindle and kinetochore associated complex subunit 1 (gene SKA1). Gene Ontology annotation, molecular function: microtubule binding. Gene Ontology annotation, biological process: cell division; chromosome segregation; mitotic cell cycle. The coding region runs from base 330 to 1094 and encodes 254 amino acids. The transcript has 7 exons. Lineage: Eukaryota; Metazoa; Chordata; Mammalia; Artiodactyla; Cervidae. The record is from RefSeq and is a predicted model, not a curated record. Gene Ontology annotation, cellular component: outer kinetochore; mitotic spindle; spindle microtubule.